Kwoniella mangroviensis CBS 8507 is the source of this 300-nucleotide messenger RNA. RefSeq lists its product as uncharacterized. The transcript has 2 exons. The coding region runs from base 1 to 300 and encodes 99 amino acids. NCBI's taxonomy places the organism in Eukaryota, Fungi, Basidiomycota, Tremellomycetes, Tremellales, Cryptococcaceae. The record is from RefSeq and is a predicted model, not a curated record.
AUGUCGAAUAGAAAUACCACCACCUCAAAUACCCCAGCUGAUGAUUCAACUUCGUCGAAAACCUAUAUAAUCAUUGCCAUCAUAGCCUUUCUCAUCCUCGCCAUCAUAUCCCUCCUGAUCUUCUACGUGCACAAGCGCAAAUAUGCAGGUAGAGGUAUAUUCGGGAUAAACCCAAGAUGUAAGCAUUGUAAAGAGACUUUGGACGAUGAUGAGAAGACUCACAGACCAGGUAAAUUCCUCUGCAUGAAGAGUAGAGUUUGGUAUCACAAAUAUUGUAUAAGAGACGUUGAGAGUGCGUAG